UUUUCCCCCGCCCUCCGGCCCCCUGCCCAUUCCGCCCGGGCCCGCGUCCGUCACCUUCUCCUUGGCCUUCUGCCCCUCGCCAGCCGCCUCCCUUCCUCCUCCCUCUUCUCCCUGUGAGCCACUGGUGGCGAUGACCACCCGGCCCGCGCACGGGACCGAGCCGGGCCCACUGCAGGCGGUCGGUCAAGCACACCGGUCGGUCUUGCGAGCAUGCCUGGCUGGACUUCCGCCAGGGGACGGCCUGGCGAGCGUGUUUGACCUGCUCCCGGUUGAGGAUCUCCUGACAAAGGACAGCCUCCUGCUGUUGCUUCCCUCGGGCGGGUUCUUGUUGGAGCAGGCAUGCUUGGCCCUUUUGGCGGCCACCAUCCGCCUGUUGGCGGAAGACCAGUCGCCGAUGGUGCCGCCUGCGCCUGGCGCCAUGGGGUCGACGUGCGAUUUGCGCUCCGAUGGCCAGCUCAAGCUCCUGGGCUUCCUCCUCGGGGCCGCGCCCCCGGUCGACCUGCAUAACCCGGCUAAUCCCUUCACUCACUGGGACGGUGCCCAGCUGCUUGCAGCAAUUGCCCUCCUUUCGCACUCGGCGUCUGUUGCUCAUGCUGCCUCCCUUCCGCCGGGGAUCUACUCGACUUUGCACUUCCUCUUCAAAUUCCUCUUCGCAAAUGCCCCCGCCCGGGCUGAUGAAGCUACCGCUGCGAUGGCCAAAAUCUUGCUCACCUUCAGGAAUCUGGUGUCCUGUCGCCUGGUUCAGGCCUACGAUCAGCUCAUCGAGCUGGUGGUAUUUAUCCUCCAGGAUGGCGCGUCCGACUCGUCGGCCACCACGGACCCCUUCAUCUGGGGUGUUCCGCUGCCAGCAGGCUUUGCCUUCUCGGCGGACACCAAGAUCCUGGCUCUGGCCCUCCUGCGGUCGAUCUCCUCCACAAUCCUGUCGGAGAUGUUUGCCGGCGAGCUGAUCUCCUCGGUUCGCAUCAGCAGCCGCCUGGCCAAGGUGAUGUUCUUCCUGGAUCGAUCCCCUGAUGCCGGGACCACCCGGCUCUUGACGAUCAUCGCCAUGCUGUUGACGGACAUCGUGCUUAGCUCGUCCGCCAUCUCGCCGUCCUCCUUCCGCGAAAUGACAACAAGCAACGGCUGGCAUGCGAUUGUCUCGCUGUGCGGUCGCCUGGAGCGUCAAGAGGAGCUCACCUCUCCCAUCAUCCUUGUCGAUCAACUUUGGAAGCUGUACCGUGUGGCGCUCACCUUCUUCGAUCAGGACCCCGGACACUCCCGAUCGGGCGAGCCCAUCGGCGCAUCGCCCUCUCAUCAGGGGGAAAGUGCUGUCAAUGCCCUGCUCCCAAUUCGGUGCAUCUUCUCGGUUUUCAAGCAGGCGGCCCACACAUGCAUCCAGCUGCCCAUCCUGGCCCUGCUGGCCAGUGCAUCUCGCCAGAGCAACUUCAGCCUGAAUGUCCUGCCGCCGGAGUACAUCGUGUCCAUGCUCUUCGAUGGGGUGGCCCUGCUGGACCUGGAGGUCCAGGAGAAGGCCAUUCGUUUGGCCAUCUCGCAAUCCGAGAACUCCAUGGUGACCCAGCCCCACUGGGCUUUUGCGCCAUUCUGCGCCCUCUUUGACAUCAACUCGCCGGCCUUCGCCCCCGCCACCGCCCUGCUGGCUCUGCGCAUCUUGCGCCAGUGCCUGGCCGACAAUCACCACAUGUUCUACUCGCUCAUCGGGCAGCCCAUCAAUCAGACGGUUCCGGCGGCCCUGCUGGCGGCCCUCCUUUCAAAUGUGCUGGCCACUCCGCCGGCCUCCUUCGCGGAUCCCUUUGCGGCUGGCCUCCAGGAUGCGGCCGCCACCUCCGGCCAUCCGGCCGUCGUGGAGAACUUCCUGGCGGUUUUGCACAAUGCCGCCCUCGAGCCGCAGUCCCUUGGCACGUCGCUGUCCGAGCCUUCGGCCAGCGCCCCGGGCCCGGGCGGGGCCACCCCCCUGGCCGAUGCGCGGACCCAGCUGCAUGUCGGGUUCCUGGCCAAUCGGUCUCUCAUUCGCCGGCAUGUUGGGGCCGCCCUGGCCGGGGCCGGAGCCGACCCGGCGGCCGUUCAGCGCCUGGCCCAGGAUCUCAGCUCCUCCCUGUGGGCGGAGCUGGUGAGUGAGGUGCUCCAGGUGCUGACCCUGCUGCGGCUGCUGCAUGGGACCCUGGAUCUGUCCGGGCAUCGGGCCAGCAUCGUCGGCCUGCUGGAUCUCCUGCAUCUGGCCGGGUCGACGACGGACUCGGCCGAGGUGACCGUGUCGCGUGAGUGCAUGCCGCACCUGCUGUGUCUGAUUGAGCACCAGGCAUCGCGAAGCUCCGACUCGGACUGCCUGCUGGUGGCCGGGCUCAUUCGGAUUAUGUUCUGCACGGAGCCAAGCCGGGCCCCGGUGGCUGAGACCGAGCGCGGCUUGUCGCCGGACCGGCACCCUGCGGGUGCCCCGUCGCCGGACUUGCGCGCGCCGGGCGAGGUCGUCACGCACUUGGAGCCCGUCCAGCCGCCGGCCCUGGUGGUGGACGGGUGGCUGCAUCCACGGGCCUUGAGCCUGCGCACGGCCGUCUGCCGGUCACUGACGCGCAUCGCCGUGGUCAAUGAGCGAGCCAAGGCCUUCUUCUUCCACAACUUUGGCUUUGACUUUGCCUUUGCCUUUGUCAAUCACAUGGCUGUGGCUCUGCGCGCUGAGUAUGCCCCAGUUGCCGAGGGCGGCCCCGGUGCCGACCGGUCGCCCGGCACGACGGUCCCCGGGGAUGUGGUGGACCUGCUCAUUCAUGUGCUCUACAUGUUGUCGGAAAAUUUGAAGGCCAGCUCGGACCUGUCACCAGCGGCGGCCUCGCUCUACCGGGAGGACAUCCGCCAUUCGGGCCGGGCGGCGGCCUUCACCGAUUCGCUGGCGGCCGUGUGCCAUCUGAUCGAGCCGGAGCGCGUGCUGGAUGUGGUCGAGGCACUGAUGGACAUGGCCGUGCGCCAACGCUGGCCCUUCCUGGAUACUCCGGCUGAUGCGCACAGCCAGGCGGCAGGCGGGGGUCGGCCGGCCGAUGGCUUUGACCCGGAGGCCGACGAGUUGAUCGCCAUGUCCUCUGGCCGGCGGUUGGCUCGGUCACUGGCACACCGGCUGUCCCUGCCGGCUCGCCUUCGCCUGCAGGUAUAUUCGCGCAUGUCGCGCUCGGCCGAGCGCCUGGUCGGGUACUUUGGCCCGUGUGUCGAGGGAUCGCCCAUUGUCCGGGCCGGGUUCCGCUUCUACCUCCAGCGGCAGGCGGCCACCGCCCCGGCCGGGCUCUUCCCCAUGCCCCUGCACUGGAUGUUGGAUCUGUUUGUCGGCCUCCGUGGUUUGGAGGAAUGCCUGGCCCUGGGUGAUGCCUGCAUGGCGGCCAACCGGCCCGGUGCCAGGGCCCACAUGCUCAUCCGGUAUGGGGUCAUGGCGGAGACCCUGGUGGCGCGAUACUUCCCUCGCCGGGCGUCGGGUGCUUUGGAAGCCGUCCGGCGGCUGGAUCUCCUCGAUGGGACCGAUGCCCCGGCUGCUGGCCCGACCGCGGGCUCUCCCUCCGACACCGCGGAGGAGGCUGACAUCGCCAUCGGCGACUUCCGGUUCAAUGUGGUGGACCUCCUUCGGGCUGGCGAUGGGCCUGGCGAUGCCGAGGCGGCGGCCAAUUCGGCAGCCGCCUCGGCCGGUCUCCAGGCGGCCAUUCGCCAUGUGCUGACCAGCCCACUGGCUGGCUGUCCGGCCGGGCUCUUUGCGGACUUCCUCGAGCCCUACACCCUGGCCCUGUCGCCGUCGCUGCACAUGAGUGCCCGGCUGGCCCUGGGCGGGACCGGGCCCGGGGGUGCUGGCAACAGCUCCGCAGCUCGGGCCCGAUCGGCCGGCCAUUCGGCCAGCAAUCCCGGCGCCGAGUCGAGCCUGGCCGCCACGCGGGCGGUCCUGCUGGAACUGCCGGAGCUGGUGGGCUCGGUGGUGCAAAUCCUGUCGAGCCUCUAUGUCGGCAAUUGUCUGCCGGCAUCCGGUCGGAAGAGCGAUCCAUUGGCUCUGAGCAGCAGCCGCUUCGUGUGCACCAAGCUGCUGGUGGUUUGCGUGUUGGAUCAGGUGGCCGUGCUGGCCCGGGCGCACAUCCGCAAUCGCCUGCUUCUGUCGGACUACGGCCUGGUGGGGGUCCUCUUGACAUCCUUCCAGCCGGUGUUCCUCAUGCCAAGUGGUCUGCCGGGGUCGGUGGCCGCGCUGCUGGUGCAGCGCCGCAUCGUGGACCUGGUGGGACGGAUCACUCGGCAUCGUUUGCGGCCGGCCGAGCUGCGCCUGGCUCUGGACCUGGCACACCGGUCGGACUUUGCGCCGGCCACGCUGGAACCACUGCUGGCCAUUUGCGGCACGCGCCCCGGGCAAUUGAGCAGCUGGCCGCCGGAGCCCCGGUUCCAUACGGCCUUCCACCGGCUGGAGGAGGUGCAUCCGACGUUGCGCUUCCCCCUGACCCGGCAAAUCACCUGGCCUCCCCUGGGGCCCGGGGCCGGGCUGGCCUUCGGCAUUUGGUUCCGACUCACCGGUCCGACGGCCGAUCAAUUGAACUCCGGCAGUGUGCUUUCCCUGUUCCAGGUGUCCUGCUGGCCGGCGGCCACCGGGGGGGGGCCCGCCGAUCCGGGCGAGGCUGUCCUGGUGUCGACGUCGCUCCAUCGCCAGGGGAUGGACGUUGCCCUGGCCACCACGCCGCCGGGCGGCCUGGCCGGCGCUGGUCCCGCCGGCGCUGCCGUCCCACUGGCCGCUGCCCUCGGCCCGACGGUGGUUUUCCGGUUCUCCGCGCCGGCCGGCUUCCAGAAUGAUGUUUGGUACCAUGUGGUCUUCAGCAUCGAGGCCGGGUCCGAGGCGUCCUGGCACCCGGAUGUGUGGGUUAAUGGAGUCCGGGUGUUGGUGGCCCCGGUAUCGGGACCUGGCGAGCAGCCGAGCGAUGGGCCGGCCAGUGUGGCCGGCACAGCGGCCGCGGCCGCGGCCGCCGCCGCCGCCGCCCCCGCACCGCGGUAUACCCUCUUCGGGUCGGAGCACACGGAUGCCCAGCUGCUGGCCCCGCCGAAUGUGCUGCUCUUCAAUCGCCGCGUGGAUGGCAGCCUCCCCUGUGCCUUUGAUCUGGCCAGCAUGUAUGCCUUCGAUGAGGCGAUCAGCGAGGCGGCCGCCUUUGUGCUGUACUCCCUGGGGCCCAGCUAUUCGGGUGACCUGUCGGACUUGGGUCGGACGCAAUUGCCGCACCCGGCAUUCGCCAGCGAGGUGCUGCUCAACUGGCUGGCACGCACGAGCAGCGUGUCGAUCGGGUCCCCGGGCACCAUCCCGGCGGGUUCCAUCCACCGGCACUCGCUCGGGGGAGGCUCCGACGCCGGGGCUGGCUCCGGGCCGGGGCCGGCUGCCACCACCGGGCUGGAUCUAUCAUCCAUGCAUUCGUUGCGGGACUUGGCCGUUCUCUAUGGCCAGGUGGACCUUGCUGCGCGAUUGUCUUUCUUCUACCACGCGCGGGAUCAUCGUCUGCAGCAGGCCAUCCCGCUGGCCGGGUCCGGUGCAUCUACCACCGGCGGCGACAUGCCCGGCCCGGGGGCGGCACCGCUGGCCGGCCGGGCCCCAAGCUCGGCAACCGCGCGGACCUUGCUGCUUAACCGGUCCGGCACCAUCACCGGCGAUGUGACCGUGGUCCAUGUGUCCAGCCUGGCCGAAACGCUGAUGGGCGUUGGCGGGGUGGAUGCCAUCCUUUACAUGGCCGGCCGGAUUGCCACUCGGGCGGCAGGCGGGUGUCCGCAUGCGCCGCAUGCCUUCCGCAGCUGCCUGGCCCUCCUGGGGAGUGUCCUUCGGGCGCAUCCGAUUGCGGCGCGGAGCUUCGCCGACCUGCGUGGCUUCGAGUUGGUGGCCUCCCUGCUGCGGGACAUCCUGCCGGCCGAGACCCUGGACGACUCGCUGCUGCAGUUGGUGCUGCUGAUCUGCUGCACGCUCAUUUCGCAGGAGGCCUUCCCGGAUGUCUUCUUCCUGGCCAUCACCGAUCCCGAGCCGGCGCGCUUGCUGCUGCUGGACUGGCGGAUUUGGUCCCGGGCGCGGGUGACCGUGCGCGAGCGCCUCCUGGCCAAGAUCCGCCAGCUUGUGACCUUCCCUUGCAACAUCAGCCCGGAGGCCAGUCAGCCAGCCACCACGGCCUAUGCGCACAGCAUUUCGCUGGCCAAUUGGGACCAGCUCAGUGCGGCCGGUCUGCUGGAUCUGGUGCUGGAUCUGAUUCAAAUUUGCGACGCACGCAGUGAGGUUCCCUUUGUCAGCCCGACCGAUGCCCCGGGCGCCAGUGUCGUGGUGACCAUUCCGGCCGGUGGCCCGGGCGUGGUGGAAGGCUCGCAGAUCGACACCCCAGACGGCCUGGAAUCCGGCGAGUCUCCGCUGAAUCCCGGCGCCCCCUCUGGCUCGACCGCCGGGCCGGCUGCCGAGCCGCCGGGCGACAGUCCGUGGAGCCAGAACUUGCCGAUCUUGACCGAGACCGUCAACCUCCUGUCGUGCUUCCUGAAUUUCCAGAUCACCACCAGUGGCAUCCACGCCAUCGCCGAGUAUUUGAUUGUCUCGCACCAGGACUCGGUCAAGUCCUCGAUCGGCGGGUCGCCCAGCCUCGGCCCUGGGAUUGGGCUCGGGGCCGGGGCUGGCGAUGCUGCUGGCAUUGGCGCGCUGGACCAGCUGCUGAUCGCCCCAUCGGAGCCGUCAACCGCGCGCGAGUUGGUCCUGAGCACGGUGCUGAAGCUGAUGCUGAAGCAUGGCCAACCGGCCAUCGACCAGCUGAUGUUCCAUCUGACCGUGGACAAUGUCAUCACCAUGAUCGAUCACCCGCUGCUGUACACGCGCAUUGCCUUCCUGCAAAUCUUGGACCUUUACAUCCACUUUUCCUCGGGCAUCCGGUCGCCCGUCAGCGGGGGCCGAACCGGCGGCGGAGCCUCCGGCGCCGGGGGAGCCACUGUCGGCGCCGGUGCCGGUGUCUCUUCCGCCGGGGCGGCCGGCGGUGCUGCCUUCGCCGAGGGCAAUCCCCUGGGGUCGGGCGCCGUUUCCUGGGCCGAUGUGAAGGACCACUUUGUGGCCGAGCCGGUGCUUCGGUAUCUGCUCCAUUCGGAUGGGUUUGCGUCGCUUGGGCAUCAGCUUCGCAGCUAUCGAGCCUCCUCAUAUCAGCUCUUUGACACGCUCCUGCGCAUGAUGCGUCAUGAGCCGAUCAACAGCAUCCCGGAUGCCCGAAUGCCGGAGUUGCCGGAUGCUGCCUCGAUUGCCGCCAACUUUGUGAUCCCCGUGCUGGAUCUGCUGGAGUCAGUAACCAUCGCGUCGGAUCGCCCGGCUCCCGGGCCGGGAGCCACCGGCGACGAUGUCGAUACCGGGCCCUGGCCGCCACGCCAUGCGUGGCUCCCUCGCAAUGCGGCGUCCGCCGCCAAUUGCCUGUGGUAUGAGGUGAUCAACAGCAUCAUGGUCUUCUUCUUUGCCCAUCGCAAGCGCUCGGACAGUGUAGACCCCUAUAGUCCGGCUGUGAACUCCAUGCUGCGGGUGAUCUCCCAGCCGGCGGUGUACACCCGCAUUUGCGACUUCCUCGCGUCGCCGGCCCGGUGCUCGGCGGCCUUCGAUUCGGAUGUCCCGCCGAUGGCCAUGGCGCCGCAUGUGCCCUCGAUUCCGCCGCCCAACCCCUCGACCUCGGGCCUGCUGCCACUCACUUCGGUCGAUCCCACAGCGCCGCCCUUCCCCCUGGAGGACUUGGUCCAUGUCAAUGCCCCGCCUUCGGAUGCCCUGGCCGGGGCCGGCUCUCAGGAGGAGUUCCUCCUGGAGGAGCCCGCCUCGACCGAGCUCCCCCGACUGUCGGUCGAGUCGCCGGUGGACACUCUGCCACCGGUUCAGGCCGAAACCUCGGGACCGGCGUCCCCGGUGAGUGGUGCUUCUCCGGGGCCGCGCUCGACGCCGGCUUCGAGCCGCACGAGUCGCACGGCGCCGGCCAGCACCGGCACCGCGCACCAGUGGCACGCGGACUUGGCCAACAUGAUGGAGGCCCCGCCGGCCGCCCUGCCACUGUCCUUCAUGGCCAUCCAGGUGGAGGACUUGCUGGUGCUGUUGCUGUCGCAGAUUUGUCUCUUCCUCUUCCAGCAUGAUGGUCUGGAGGCCAUGGAGCAUCUGUUUGCGUCGCUGGCUCGGCACCAAGCGGCCGUGUGUCGGGGCGAGCUGCUGACGCUCUCCGGCCAACGAGCCGGGGGCCUUUCUCUGCUGCACAUUGCCUUCAUCCAGCGGGUCCUGCUGCUGUUCACCCUGUCCGGGUAUAUGCAGCAGUACAACGACACCCAGUGGAUCUACCUGUGUCGCUUCGUGCUGGACAACAUCUGCUCGACGGAUGGCCUGUUGACUCGCGUGGCUUCGGAGAUCCCGCUGCGAGUGCAGGGCAAUGGCCCGGCCGCAGGUGCUGCUGUUGCUGCGGCGGCCGCGGCGGCCGCGGCCGCCGCCGCCGCUUCUCGGCGCGAAUCGGCCACUCGGCCCCCUCGGCCGCUGUCCAUCUUCCGUCGGUCUCAGGGGUCGGCGGCGGCUACCGCCGCCGCUGCUGCCAGCGCCGCCGCCGCGGCUGUUGCCGCCACUUCGGAGCCCCUGUCUCCGAUGCCGGUUCAGUCGCCGGGCGCCGAGGGGGAGGCUGUCCUGCCGGGGCUCGAGUCUCCCGACACCCCGGUGGGCCGGCAUUCGCCUGGCCCGAGCACGCCCGUGUCCCUGACCGCCGCUGGAGACGACGAGGUUCCCCUGGCCGCGCCCGUGGCAGCAGCCACCCCGGCUCCGGUGCCGAGCCCGGCUCUUGCCCCGGCCCCGGCGCCGUCGGGCCCGUCAACUCCGACCGUGGCCACGCUCGGACCCUUCCCGAUGCCGGUGGCCCGCCUGUACCGCAAGCAGAACAAGCGACUGAUCACCCAGUUCUUCACGUCGCUCUUCAACACCAUGCUCGAUAACAAGAGUCAUGAGGCCCCGAUGGAUGUUCUGCCCUUCUUUGCCUUCGAGUCGGCCCUCUUCCCGAUCAAGACGCACCUGCUCAUCUACCUGCUGAUGCCAAACCGCAGUCGGCAGGUCCACAAGACGGCCCUGCGGCUGCUGCUCAACAACAAGACCGUCAUCGGGCCGCUCAUUUCAAAUGUCCAGUUCCGGCAGAUGAUGCUCUUCCUGCUGAGCCUGAUGUUCGACUCGGAGGAGGCCUACAUCGCCAGCAGCGCCAUGGCCCUCUUCCGGCAUGUUCUCCAGUCCUCGACCAAGGCCGACAUCUCCAUUCCACUGAUGAACCUGCCAACACAGUCGUCGCAGGACAUGGCCGCCCUCUUUGUGCGGAAUUUCACCCCGCUGAAUCAGCCCGAUGCCGCCCUCUCGGUGCGGGACUUCUUCACGCUCAAGAUCCGGGCCGACUUCCAGAAGGAAGACGAGGCCAUGCGUGCCAAGGUGGCCAAGUGUGCCGAGGACAGCCUCAUGCUUCGGGAUCAGGUGCUCCAUGCGUCGAGCCUCAAGCGGCCGGAGCUGUCCCUCCGCCGGACACGCUUCAUCAACGACCACAUGGAGCACACGACAAGCUCCCUGAUGCCGGCCAUGCGCCGGGCCCAGCAGGCCAACCAGGUGGACCACCUUGUCAUGGUCACUUGGGGUCGUGUGGCUGAGCGCAUGGCCAGCCCUCGGUCGCCCUUCGCCACGGUGCCCACGCAGGAACAGAUCGCCGCCCUGCCGCACUAUGACCCGGAUCCCCGGGUCCCGAGCACCCUCCCGGCCCCGGUCGGCAUGUACCAGUGGAUGCUUGAUCGGACCGAGGGGCCAUCACGGGUGCGGGCACGCAUUCGCCCGAGCAACCGGGACUUCCCCUUCCUGGUGACGCGGAUUUCCCUGGCCGAGGCACAUUCCGUGUCGCACGCGGUGGCUUCCAUCACCGCCGAGGAGGAUUCCGGCCAGGAGGACGAUGCGGCGGCCGUCAUCAUGCCGGCCCCCUCGUCUUUGGGAUUGGCCGGCGCUGCGGCCCCCGCCGGUGACCCGGUGGCCGAAGUCCUGCCUCCCAUCACCAAGGACCUGCCGGUGGCCGUGGGCCCGGGCCCGGAUGGCCAGCCAACCGUCCGCCACCUGUGCGCCCCGGUGCUGGUCCCCUCUUCGCGGACCAUCCUGCUGGAGGAGCUGAUCGAGGCGUUGCGCGUGCGCGCGCGCUUGCGCAUCCCCCCGGAACCGGUGGACGUGGACUCCGGCCUGCCGGUGGCAAGUCUGGCGGUCCUCGGCGAGGAUGUCGACACGGUGGUCCUGGCCAAGACUCCGACGGACCUGGCCACCGGUCCCGGCACCCCGGCCGGGCAUGCGGCCACCGGGGACCGGGACUUUGUGCACGCUUCGGCCGCCUCGCCGUAUGCCAUCAUGGGCAUGUCCCUGGAGAAUGUGAUCUUCGGCCCGCUGCCCUGCGAGCGGAUCACCCCCUUCAGUCAGAUUACCGGCGAGCUGCUGAUUCGCCAGAAGUUCCUGGUGUUCGUGCCGGAGCCCGCAUUCUCGGAGGAUGGCUCGGAUGAUGGUCAUGGGGAUGGCGAGGCGGUGGCGUCCCAUGCACGCCGGGGGCCCGGGGCCAAGUCACCACGCGGGCCCAGCCACUUCCCGGAGAACAAGCGCUUCGAUGCGCGGCGCUAUGAUGGGCACUUUUCCCUGCCCUUGGCCGGGGUGAGCGCCAUCUACCGGCGCCGGUAUCAGCUGAAGAACAAUGGGCUGGAGAUUUUCAUGCAAAAUGGCAAGACCUACCUGGUGACCUUCCGGUCGCGGGAAAGCCGGGACGAGGUGGAUCGCCUGCUGCUGGAGCAUGUUUCCCAGCGCGGGGCCGAUGCCGCCCGGCAUGCUGCCAGUGCCAGUCACGGUGGCGGCCAUGGGGGGCUGGCUGGCCCGGCCGGGCCGGGCGGUCACACCGGGGCCGCUCCUCCCGGCCCGCGGGAGCCCCCCCGCUUGAAGCAUCUGAGCCGGCAGUGGGCCGCCGGCCAGCUGAGCAACUUCGACUACCUGAUGCACUUGAACACGCUGGCCGGGCGGACCUUCAAUGAUUUGUCCCAGUAUCCGAUCUUCCCGUUCAUCCUGGCGGACUACACCAGCUCGCGGCUGGAUUUGACCCGGCGGGAAACCUUCCGCGACUUGACCCGGCCCAUGGGUGCCCAAAGUCCCGACCGGCUGGAGCGCUUUGUGCGCAAGUACCAGCAGCUGGAGGACAUGGCCCAGGAGGAAGAGCACAUGGCCAAUCCCGGGGACUUCACCGUGGGCCUGGGCCCGGUGGUGCCGUACCACUAUGGCUCGCACUACUCCAAUGCCGGGAUUGUUUUGCACUUCUUGGUUCGCUUGGAGCCCUUCACCCACCUGUUCCUGAACUUCCAGGAUGGGCGCUUCGACAUCCCGGACCGGACCUUCCACUCGGUCGAGCAAACGUGGCACCUUUCCAGCCGGUAUUCCAGCACCGAUGUCAAGGAGCUGAUCCCGGAGUUCUUCUUCAUGCCGGAGUUCCUGAUCAACACCAACCGCUAUGAUCUGGGCAUCAAGCAGGAUGAGCAGCGUGUCAGCGAUGUCCUCCUGCCGCCGUAUGCGCGGCAUGAUGCGCGUCUUUUUGUCCGGCAGCAACGGGCAGCCCUCGAGUCGCCGCUGGUGUCGGCCAGCCUGGCCCACUGGAUUGACUUGAUCUUUGGCUACAAGCAAACCGGCCCGGAGGCGGUGGCCGCGCUGAACACCUUCCACCCAUUGACCUAUGAGGGCAGCGUGGACAUCGAUGCCAUUUCGGACCCGACGCAACGGGCGGCGGUGAUCACCCAAAUUUCCAGCUACGGCCAGACCCCGGCCCAGUUGUUCACCAGCCGGCAUCCGGGUCGCACGCAUCCCGAUGUGGCGCCCCUGUGCUCGGCAGUGGGCAAUACCUGGGUCAGCAUUCGCCCGGCAUGGGAGCGUGACUUGCUGGCUUUGCGUCUGGAGCACCUGGGCUCCGAGGAGCAAGCCCUCUUCGGCCUGCUGCUGGAGCAGGUCCACGGCCGGGGGACCCUCGGGGGGGUCGGCCUGCCGGCCGCGCGUGCCGGUGGGCUGACCCUGCAGUUGCCCUUCGCGGCGCCCGGAGCCGGGGGGCUGCACUUUGCCCAGCUUUGGUACCAUGAUGCGGCGCAGACGCUGUAUGUUUUGGGGCCUGGCCGGGCGAUGCUGCCGGCGCUGCCGGUGGCCGCCGGGUCUUCGCCCCUGGGCAUGGGCAUGGGCCUCGGCGGCCGGGCGGCCGGUGCCCGGGAGCCGUGUGUGGUUUCCUGGCACCAAUCUCGCGGCCAUGCGCGCGUGCAGCGGGCCACGGAUGCGGCCACGGCGGUGGCACGGCAAACCACGGCCGACCUCCGCGUGGCACAUGCCCUGUCCAAGUACUCGCCCAAUACCCAGGUGGACUUGGCCUUCAUGGCCACCCUGUCGGAUCUUCCGCCGGCGGCGGUGACUCUGGCGGCCGCGGCCCUGGCCGCCAGCGAUCGAGCGACCACCGGCGGCAGCGCCAGCAUGGUCAGCAGCCGGCGGCCGUCGGUGGCCUCCUCGCACCGGGGCAGCUACUACGCCACCGGGGGGCUGGGCAUGACGGUGGGCACGCCGCCGCCCCCGGUCCCGGGGUCGCUUGGUCAGUCGCCCAGCACCCUGUCCCUGAGCUCGCCCAUCGGGUAUGGCCCCCACCACCAGCCGUCGCACUCGCAGUCGCAGGUCCCGAGGCUGUCCUGGAGCUCGGGCACCGGGUCCCUUGGACCCUCGACGUCGGCGGCUUCACUGAUGACAGCCGGCCCCGGGGCCGGGCUUGGGCUCUUUGCCGGGUCGUCGCAUCCCUCAUCGCCGCUGACCAUCGGCGGGGGUGCGGGCGGCGGUGCUGGCUCCGGUGCUGGUAUCGGUUCCAGGGCCAAGGUCUUCCCACUGGUGCCGAUGCCCGGCGGCCCGGGGAGCAUGGUGGAGGACUUCUUCCAAGCCAUGCCACCCGGAGCCGGGGUCAGUGGCGUGGCGGCGGCCUCUCGGCCGAUGGUGUCGCCGGACAGCCUGCGCGUGCGGGUGCUGGUGGACGAGGCCGAGACGGCGGUGAUCCAAGCGGCGGAGGCCGCGGCCGUCGGGGUGCCCUCCUGCCCGGCCCUGUGGCCGCCGCUGAUGGAUGAUGAUGACUUCACCUGCGCGGCGGCCUCCCGGCCGGGGCACAUUCUGGCCACCGGCAGCACUUGCGGCGUGGUCACCGUGUGGGAUGUAACUGGGCACCCGCCGCGUGCCACGAAUGCCGUGGUCAGCACGCUGGUGGAGGCGGCCCGGACGCGCCCUGCGCCACCAUUGCAAAUCCUCCACCGCAAGGUCCCCCUAUCGGGGCAUGUGGACGCGGUGACCUGCGUGCAUGUCUGCUCGGAGUUCAGCUUUGUCCUCAGUGGAGGUGGACCCAUCGACCGGACUUGCUUUGUGUGGGACUUGAAUAGCAUGACAUGUGCACAGACCCUCGGCCCGCAUCCCGGGCCGAUGGUGGCUGUGACGGCCUCCCCCACCACCGGCGACAUCAUUACGGUGUCCGGGCCGCCGGUGGCGGCCAGCCGGGCUGACCGUCGCGCGGCGCUCGACCUCUGCCCGGAAUCCUUCGUCAAUCAAAUGGCCGGGCCCCGGGCCGGGGCCGGGGCCGGGCCGGCCACAACACCGGCGGCGCCGGCGGCCUUCCAGUCGCCGCUGCGAACCCGGGCUCCGGGGCUUGGGCCGGAUCCCCCGGCCUCCGGCGGCAUGGUUGCCCUGUGGAGCGUCAAUGGGGCCCUCGUGGGUGAGGUCGGCCUGGACCUGGCCCGCGAAGGGACGCCCCUCUGCGUGGCCAUCAGCUCGGCUCCCGAGGGGCUAAAUGUCAACCUGGUGGCGGUGGGUUUGUCCUCCGGUGCCAUUCAGCUCCGGUCCUCGUGGGAUCUGUCGUUGGUGCGCGUUUUGCCGCCACCCGGGCUGGUCACCGCGACCACCGGUGCCUUGGAUUCGGCCAGCCCGGCCACCACCCUGACGGACCCGGUGACGGCGGUGACCUUCUCGGCCGACGCGGCAUGGCUCUUUGCCGUGUAUGCCAGUGGCCGGCUGAUGGCCUGGGGCCGAGACCGCGAUGCCAGUGUCACUCCCGCCGGGGCCGAUGGCCGGUCCUCGCAUCUGGGCAUGGUCAGCAUGUUCCCGCAGGCGUCCUCCUUCGGCACGGGCAUUUCGCCCCCGGCCUUCCAAGUGAAGUUGGUGUGA
This is a messenger RNA of Fonticula alba, 14203 nucleotides long. RefSeq lists its product as hypothetical. Gene Ontology annotation, molecular function: protein kinase binding. The record is from RefSeq and is a predicted model, not a curated record. The transcript is spliced from 12 exons. NCBI's taxonomy places the organism in Eukaryota, Rotosphaerida, Fonticulaceae. Gene Ontology annotation, cellular component: membrane; cytosol. The coding region runs from base 131 to 14203 and encodes 4690 amino acids. Gene Ontology annotation, biological process: intracellular protein localization.